Messenger RNA from Pseudophryne corroboree (corroboree frog), 1730 nucleotides. It is a transcript of the gene GMDS, whose product is annotated as GDP-mannose 4,6-dehydratase. The transcript is spliced from 12 exons. The coding region runs from base 282 to 1385 and encodes 367 amino acids. Gene Ontology annotation, molecular function: GDP-mannose 4,6-dehydratase activity. The record is from RefSeq and is a predicted model, not a curated record. Gene Ontology annotation, cellular component: cytoplasm. Lineage: Eukaryota; Metazoa; Chordata; Amphibia; Anura; Myobatrachidae. Gene Ontology annotation, biological process: GDP-mannose metabolic process.
GGGGCGGGGUAACAGCGGCACAGGCCUCUCCUGAUCUCCCUGGUUGGUUACUGGAGGAGCCGCUGCAUUCGUUCAAUCUCAUAGGAGGCGGGAAGCAGGAAGAGAAACACCGGUCUGCAGAGACAAGUGGAGAUUAGACCCCUCCCAUCCACGCCUUCUUAAAUUUAGAGGCUGCUGCAGUUCAACCUGUUUUACCUGUCACUUCCUUCUACCUGCGUGACUGACUGCACUGGGAGCUCACCGUCUUCUUCUCUUCAAGCAGACCAGCACAACGUGGAAGUAUGGCAUCUGGCCAGGGAAAUGGAUCAGACUCUUCUAAUGGUGGCAAAUCAAGGAAAGUGGCCCUUGUCACUGGCAUUACAGGCCAGGAUGGCUCUUAUUUGGCUGAACUCCUCUUGGCAAAGGGCUACGAGGUGCAUGGCAUUGUGCGUCGAUCAAGCUCUUUCAACACAGGGAGGAUUGAGCAUCUAUACAAGAAUCCACAAGCUCAUAUAGAAGGAAACAUGAAACUACACUAUGGGGAUCUCACAGACAGCACCUGUCUUGUGAAAAUAAUUAAUGCCGUGAAACCUAGUGAAAUCUAUAACUUGGGAGCGCAGAGUCAUGUAAAGAUCUCCUUUGACCUGGCAGAGUACACGGCAGAUGUUGAUGGUGUCGGUACCUUACGUCUUCUUGAUGCAGUGAAAACCUGUGGCCUUUUGGAAUCGGUGAAGUUUUAUCAAGCUUCAACCAGUGAACUGUAUGGAAAAGUGCAGGAAAUCCCACAAAAAGAAACAACCCCAUUUUACCCUCGAUCUCCUUAUGGAGCAGCCAAACUCUAUGCUUACUGGAUUGUAGUGAACUUCAGGGAAGCCUACAACCUGUUUGCCGUCAAUGGCAUUCUCUUCAACCAUGAAAGUCCACGAAGAGGGGCAAAUUUUGUAACCCGAAAAAUUAGCCGUUCAGUAGCUAAGAUUCACCUCGGACAGAUGGAGUCUUUCAGCCUUGGAAAUCUGGAUGCCAAGAGAGAUUGGGGUCAUGCCAAGGACUACGUUGAGGCUAUGUGGUUGAUGCUGCAAACAGAUGAGCCUGAAGACUUUGUGAUAUCUACUGGGGAGGUCCACAGCGUUCGUGAGUUUGUGGAGAAAGCUUUCAUGCAUAUCGGGAAAACCAUUGUGUGGGAAGGCAAGGACGAAAAUGAAGUGGGCCGAUGCAGUGAGACUGGACAAAUCCAUGUGAAAGUUGAUCACAAGUACUAUAGACCAACUGAAGUAGAAUUCCUCCAAGGAGACUGCAGCAAAGCAAAACAGAAGCUGGGCUGGGCACCUAAGGUCUCAUUCGAAGAAUUGGUAAAGGAGAUGGUAGAGGCAGAUAUUCUUCUGAUGCAGACCAAUCCCAAUGCCUAAUUAUGAAGACACCGAACCACAGCCAAUUGGAGCCUGCAAAUAAGCCAGGGCAACAUCCAAUCACUCCCCAUCUAUAAAUAUUAAAAAUUAUACAUAUUUCCUUACUUGUUUCCUGGUGUACGUCAUGGGUACACAAUGUUUGCAGAGAAAUGUCCUUUUUGUGGGAAAUUUGUGCAAUUAUUGGUUCUUUUGGUAAUGUUGACUUUCUUAGGCAAUCCAUUCUCUGUGAUGUAUAUUUUUCUGAAAUGGUUGUGUUGUACUCAAUGAAAGAAAGAAACAUGAUUAUUUUCUACUUUCCAAUUCUACCUUUCUUAAUAAAUUGCAUUUCUAAAAAAGAAAAAAAGA